Molecule: messenger RNA, 987 nt
Organism: Caenorhabditis auriculariae
Lineage: Eukaryota; Metazoa; Nematoda; Chromadorea; Rhabditida; Rhabditidae
Source: the annotation of a GenBank genome assembly
AUGAGCGUCAAGUUUCUGGUAACGGCGGCCAGCAUCGGCAGCGGAUUGGCCAUCGUCGGCUGUCUUUUCGCCGUCGGAUUCCUCUUCAACGACAUCAACCAGCUCUACGACAACGUCAUGGACGACAUGCAGGAGUUCAGAGUGAGUCCUCUUGAGCAGUCAUUCAAGAAUUAUCCCUUUCUAGGACGUCGCCAACAACGCCUGGCACGACAUGAUCCCCGUCACGAGACCGGCCAUCAACGUCCACGCUCGCGAGCAAAUCUUCGGUCGCAGCAAACGCCAAGCCGGACAGUGCAACUGCGGAGCUCAGCCCAACAACUGCCCGGCUGGACCGGCAGGACCUCCAGGACAGCCUGGAGCCCCAGGAGAAGACGGACAUCCGGGAGAGGCCGGCAAGGCCGGAAUCGCUGGAGUCGCCAUCACCAGCUCUGAGGGAGGAAGCGGCUGCAUCAAGUGCCCGGCCGGAGAGCCUGGACCAGCUGGACCCGACGGACAACCAGGAGCUCCAGGACCUGACGGACAGCCAGGAGCCCCAGGAAACGCCGGCCAAGACGGACCCGCCGGACCAGCAGGACCCGCCGGAGACGCCGGUGCUCCAGGACAAAACGGAGCUGAUGGACAGCCAGGAGCGCCUGGAAAGGACGGUCAACGCGGCAGCGGAGCUCCAGGACCAGCCGGACCAGCUGGACCAGCAGGACCUGCCGGACAGCCAGGAGCCAAGGGACAAGACGCGGCUCCAGGACAACAAGGACCAGCCGGACCAGCUGGAGCUCCAGGAGGCCCAGGAAACGCCGGUUCCGACGGACAGCCAGGAAGCGCCGGAGCUGCCGGUCAGCCAGGAGGUGAUGCUGGUGAGUCAAACUUGUGAUAUUUCGGAAGAUGAUUGAUCAUUUUUCAGCCUACUGCCCAUGCCCAGCUCGCUCUGCAGCCGUUGAGAGCGGAAAGCAAUCCAGCGGAUACAGACGCCGCUUCUCCAAGGUCGCUUAA